AUGAAUGACUUAUAUGGAAGAAGUGCAAGCAUUAUGGAAUCCCAAUAGAAAUUAGAGUUGUUCAUCAGUUGUCGUGGAUUGGCAAACAUGGACACCUUUUCAAAAUAGCGAUCCCUACGUGAUAAUAAAGUGGGAAGAACAGAAAUCAUUUAAGACAACUUGAAUCCAAACUUUGCCAAAACAUUUAUAAUUGAAUAUUACUUUGAAUGCUAAUAGCCACUUAAGUUUGUAUGCAAUGACGACGAUGGAAAUGGAAAAUUCGAUUUUAUUGGAAGUGCCGAAACUACACUAGCCAAUAUAGCAGGAGCCAGGGAUCAAUUAUUGAUGUUAAAUUUAAGCAAUGGACAUAAGAAAACAGGAGUGCUUGUAGUCAGAGCAGAUUAGGUUAGAAUGAUAAAUGAUAAAAUCAUCAUGUAAAUAAGUGCUGAUAACAUACCAAACACAAGGUUUUUACCUUGGCAUACCACAUCCCCCUUUUUCAGACUCUAUCGAAUAAGGAAGGAUACUAAUUAAUAACUCUUAGUUUAUGAGAGUGAACCUCUUAAAAGCACUUUAAAACCAGUCUGGAAGAGAGUGGAUAUAUAAUCUUAGAAAUUAUGCAAUGGAGAUUAUUAUAUGCCUAUCAAAAUUGAAGUUUGGGAUUACAGAAGCUCUGGAAAUCAUGAGCAUAUUUGUUCUACUGAAUUUUCAGUAGAUGAAUUAUAAGGAAAGCCGAUGUUUAAAAAAAUAUUAUUUGAUAAAAACAAAAAGCAAUCCGGUCAAAUUUGUUUCAAUGAAUUUAAAUUAAUUGAAAAACCUAGUUUCUUAGACUAUUUGUAAAGUGGAACUUAAAUCAACUUAAUUGCUGCCAUUGAUUUCACAGCCUCCAAUCAAUCUCCUAAAAAUCCCAGUUCACUUCAUUAUAUUGAUGAUUAAUAUCAUAGAAUGAACCAAUAUCAAUAAGCACUAUUGUCUGUUGGAGAAAUCCUAUUGAAUUAUGAUCACGACAAAAAAGUACCAAUCUUUGGCUUUGGAUGUAAACCAAGACUCCACAAUUUGAACACCCCUUAGACUCUGCAUUGCUUCCCUUUAAAUGGGAAUCCUCAAGAUCCAGAAGUAUUGCAGAUGGAUGGAAUUAUGCAAGCCUAUAAUUAUGCAGUGAGGAAUGUUCAAUUUGAUGGUCCCACCUAUUUCAAUCCGAUCAUCCAAGAAUCCAUGAGAAUAGCAUAGACUUGUAAAGACAUGGCUUCUAAUACAUACUUUGUAUUAUUUAUUUUAACUGAUGGAGAAAUUCAUGAUAUGAAGCAAACUAUUGAUUCCAUCGUAGCAUCCUCUCAUCUUCCAUUAUCUAUUAUAAUUGUUGGAGUUGGAGAUGCAGACUUCACCAAUAUGUCUAUUUUGGAUGAUGAUGAUGGCAAUCUACAUGAUUCCUUUGGAAGGAGAACUUAAAGAGAUUUGGUCUAAUUUGUACCAUUCAAUUAAUUUAAAAAUAAUCCAGAACUCUUAGCCAAAAAUGUCUUACAAGAAUUGCCAGAUCAAUUAGUUAAUUACAUGCUCCUGGUCGGUAGAAAGCCUGGACCCAAAAAUUGUAAUAUUUAUCAUCUAUUCUCUUUAGUAAUUAAUUUAGGAUAAUUUGAUGUCAAUUAAUAUUCAUAGCAAUAUGGCUUAUAAUAGUAGAUUAUGCAACCCAAUUAAUUACCAUAAUAGUAAUAAUCAGUACCUUAAAUCCCUCAAUAAUCAUCCUUUACCAACAUACCACCACCACAGUAAUUUUAAUAACCUCCACCUCCAUAGCAAUAUUAGCAACCACCUCCUCCAUAGUAAUAUUAAUAACCACCUCCCCCAUAUACUUAACCUUAAUAAAUAUACCAGCCACAAUAGCCGCCUUAUCCUUCAUAAUAAUUAAGUUAAUAUCCUAACCAAUAACAAUCAACCUAUCCUUAAUAAUAAUAAAUGUACCCUCCUCCUAAUUAUUAAUAGUAAUAAUAAGGAUAUCCCCCCUAAUAAGCUGGAUUCUAAUCUAAAUUUAUCUAAGGACUUGCCAACACUAAUUUCUUAGGAUAACAUAUUAAUGAUGCUUAAUAAUAGUAACUCAAUCAACAGAUGCCCCAAUUUUAGUAUCCCCCUUAAGAACCAGAGAACCCUAUAGGAAUGCAACCCUAACCAAAUUAAUAUUAAUAAGCAAAGUAACCUCCUCCCUAUGUACCCGAUAACCCUUACGGAUUAUGA
Molecule: messenger RNA, 2208 nt
Organism: Paramecium tetraurelia
Lineage: Eukaryota; Ciliophora; Oligohymenophorea; Peniculida; Parameciidae
Exons: 6
Biological process (GO): cellular response to calcium ion
Cellular component (GO): plasma membrane
Molecular function (GO): calcium-dependent phospholipid binding
Source: RefSeq, a predicted model, not a curated record